Messenger RNA from Dioscorea cayenensis subsp. rotundata (Guinea yam), 1601 nucleotides. RefSeq lists its product as uncharacterized. NCBI's taxonomy places the organism in Eukaryota, Viridiplantae, Streptophyta, Magnoliopsida, Dioscoreales, Dioscoreaceae. The transcript has 13 exons. Bases 171 to 1433 code for a protein of 420 amino acids. The record is from RefSeq and is a predicted model, not a curated record.
AUCAAUUGCCAGGAUUUCCACUGAAGCUCUCUCCCUCCACCUUCCAAUGAGCUCUCCAACUCAUUCUCCCAAUCAUUUGUUCUCAAUCUGGGAAUGAGAUCAGAUUCUCAAAGACAACAAGGGGGCUCUUGGAAUUGAUUUGUGACCUCUAGCUAUUUAGAACAAGGGAUAUGGGCUGCCUCGUAUCAACACCGAAGGAUGCAUGUGGAAACAGAAGAUGGCCUACAAAUAUCGGUGAGCUUGCCGUAUUCGUGCCUGGAUUACGUGUCCCUAAAAGUGUUGAUUUCUCUUCGGCAUUAAGUGAUAUCUUGCCAAAACCUUUAGUGGAACGGCUCUCAGCUCUUAGGAUGAGAAUAGUUGCUAUGGUUGCCCAAGAGGCAUCUAAAGCAACAAAACAAAGACGAAAAACCACUACAAAACAUGGAGGCUCUUCUUUUUCUGAACUUCUGCAACUUCUUGAAGAUUACUUAUCGGUUUUGCUUGGAUUGGUUGGAGAAGGAAGUCAAUUGAAAGACAAGGUGCAGUUCUUGUGGGUUAACCAAGAGGAUGAUGCUGAGGAAACAGUUAUGGUGAAUGCUUGGUACGAGGCAUUGUCUGUCUUGCAAUUAAUGGCGAUGGUAUGCUUAUCAGAAGCAAAUACAUUGCUUCUUCCUAAAACCAUUAAUGAUGGUUACCAAACAAAACUAUCUGAAGAAAGCAAACGGACUUCCAUUGAUAUUUUCUUGAAGGCGGCAGGGUAUUUGGAUUGUGCUAUUCAGCAUGUUCUUCCUCAAAUACCUCCCACAGUCAGGAGAGAUCUUCCUGUAGAUCUUGCUGAGGGAGUCCUCCGAGCUCUUUUGAUGCAAGCUUUAGGUCAGUGCGUUGAUAUUCAACUUGGGAUGGCUAUUGAUAGUCCUAAAGCUACAUUAGCUGUUAAGCGGCGGUUAGCAUGUGAAAUGGUCAAGUACUGGGAUGAGGCACAGGAAAACAUCACCCCGCUUUCCUUGGUUUCUAUAAGUGAUGGAUGGGCAGAAAAACAUCGACUCUUUGUUAAAUGGAAGUAUCUUGAAGCGAAAGCAGCCGCAUAUUAUUACCACGGGCUAAUCCUCGAUGAAGGUAACACCAAAAAAUCCCACAGCAUGGCCGUAGCUGCGCUACAAGCAGCCGAUGAAUUUUUAAAGGAAAGCAAAAAAGCCUCUGAAUCUUUCAAUGCAACACUCCCGACAUCGAGGAACCCACCUUUAUCAGGAUCGAUGAAGUAUCUGUCGGAGAAAAUCCCCAAGGAUGCUUUGAGCAAACUUCGUAUCAACCGAGACCUCUACAGCCAAGAAAGGAUCCUCGAGACAGCACCGACAUUGCCGGAUUUCGCACUGGCUCUUAAACCAGAUGAGUAUCAUUUGCCUCAGUUAGAUCCCUUGUGGAGCUCGGAAGACAUAAAUUUAUCGAAAACUUGAAGAUUAUGUGUGUGUAUAUAUAUAUAUGAAGAAGUCGAAAAUUUCAUCGUGUUUGGUGUAUAUAAAGCUCAUUCUUAUGUUUUGCAUAUAGUGCUUGAUUGAAUGUAAGAUAUCUUUGUUAUUUACUUCAUAUGAGCAUAUGUUUGUAAAAAAAAAAAAUAGCAAAAU